Messenger RNA from Lucilia sericata (common green bottle fly), 3309 nucleotides. Its product is annotated as sodium-dependent neutral amino acid transporter B(0)AT3. The coding region runs from base 446 to 2632 and encodes 728 amino acids. NCBI's taxonomy places the organism in Eukaryota, Metazoa, Arthropoda, Insecta, Diptera, Calliphoridae. Gene Ontology annotation, cellular component: membrane. The record is from RefSeq and is a predicted model, not a curated record. Gene Ontology annotation, biological process: sodium ion transmembrane transport. The transcript has 10 exons.
CAGACGUCGUGGUAUACGCUUGUAUAGUGAUUUAAAGGAGAAGGAUAAUUAUAGAAAAAAUAUUAUUGAAAAAAUUUAUUAAUUAAAAUUCUGUAUAAUAGUGAAAAUGUUAAAAAAAAAUCACAAUGGAUGUCUUAAAAUAAAAAGCAUCUUUUAAACUUUAUAAAAAAAAACAUCACUGAAUAAUAAAUGCACCUGUCUAGAUGUAACAGCACUUGAAAAAUAUUUAAGAAAACUGUAAGCACCAUCACAAUUAAUCGAUAGAUUAAGCACUCAGAAAAAAAAACAGAAAUAUCGCACAAAAUAUAUAGAAAUAAAACCGCCCCAGUCAUAAUAGAAAACGAAAAAAAUAUUGCUUAACUUAUUUUUAAAUCCUUCAUAAUAUUACGGAAAAACAAACUGAAACGAAAAUUCAUUAUCAUCACAAACAACAACCACAACAAAAAUGGCAAAUACAGCACAAUUAUUAAGACGACAAAGCUCCAGGGAUAUUAUAUUAAAAACACAAAAGAGUCUUGAUCAACAUGAAUUAAGAGAGUUACGUGGACGUCUAGUAUCACAACAUAGUACAACGAGCAUAGGCAGUGGACCGCGUAGUCAUCAUCAUGGUCCCCAUCAUCAUCACACCCCCAUGUAUGGGGCAACAAAUCAAGCAUUUAUGUCAGAUGCCUUCGAUGAAUCAUCUGAAUUGGAGGAAACAGAAGCGCAGAGCAGCAGUAAAGCCGUGGCCGAAUUGGUGGCUGCCAUCGAGAGUGCGCCAGCUGAUAUUGUGGAAGGCGAAAAGGAGGGGGAGGAACGUGAAAGUUGGGAUAGUAAAAUAAUGUUUCUACUAGCGACAAUAGGAUAUGCCGUUGGCCUUGGUAAUGUUUGGCGUUUUCCCUACUUAGCCCAGAAGAAUGGUGGUGGAGCAUUCUUAGUGCCCUACUUUAUAAUGUUGUGUAUACAGGGUAUACCAAUAUUUUAUUUAGAAUUGGCUAUUGGCCAACGUUUACGUAAGGGAGCGAUUGGUGUAUGGAGUCAAGUAUCACCGUACUUGGGUGGCAUUGGCCUGUCGUCGGCCGUUGUCAGUUAUAUUGUUGCAUUGUAUUAUAAUACAAUUAUAGCUUGGUGCCUCAUUUACUUGUUGCAUAGUUUUGAAUCCCCACUGCCUUGGGCAGAUUGUCCAACACGUCUCUAUGCCAAUUAUACGUAUGAUCAUGAACCCGAAUGUGUGGCCUCAUCACCCACACAAUACUAUUGGUAUCGCACCACCUUACAAUGUUCGGAAAGUGUCAAUGAACCGGAAAAUUUCAAUUAUCAUAUGGGUAUAGCAUUGAUUGUAUCAUGGUUUCUUGUUUACAUUUGUAUGGUGCAGGGUAUAACAUCAUCGGGUAAAAUUGUCUAUAUGACAGCAAUAUUUCCAUAUGUUGUAUUGAUAAUAUUCUUCUUUCGUGGCAUCACAUUGAAGGGUGCCUCUGAUGGUGUCGCUCAUUUGUUCACACCUCGUUGGGAAACUUUAUUAGAUCCAGUUGUUUGGCUCGAAGCGGGCACGCAAAUUUUCUUUUCUUUGGGUUUAGCUUUUGGUGGUCUCAUCGCCUUUAGCUCUUAUAAUCCGGCUAAUAAUAAUUGUUAUCGUGAUGCCAUUUUGGUGUCUCUAACCAAUUGUGGUACGUCUAUGUUUGCUGGUGUUGUGGUUUUCUCCGUAAUUGGCUUUAAGGCUACGGCGACAUUUGAUCGUUGCACAGAGGAUAGAAAUCAUUUGAUUUCAUUGAAUAAGACAUCAAAUUUACCGGUGUGUGAUUUGGAAAAGGAAUUGGCAAAUAGUGCAUCCGGUACGGGUUUGGCAUUUAUUAUCUUCACAGAAGCCAUUAAUCAAUUUCCGGGAGCACAGUUAUGGGCAGUUCUAUUCUUCUUAAUGUUGUUCACCCUGGGCAUCGAUUCACAAUUUGGUACAUUAGAAGGUGUGGUAACUUCAUUAGUAGACAUGAAACUAUUUCCGAAUUUACCCAAAGAAUGGAUAAUUGGGGCUUUAUGUUUUUCCUGCUGUUUAAUAUCCAUGUCAUUUGCUAAUGGAGCGGGUAGUUAUAUAUUUCAAUUAAUGGACAGUUUUGCGGGAAAUUUUCCUUUAUUGAUUAUUGCUUUAUUUGAAUGUUUAUCGAUUAGUUAUAUUUAUGGUAUAAGAAGAUUUUCCGAUGAUAUAGAAAUGAUGACUGGUUCACGUCCCGGUUUAUAUUGGAUGUUUUGUUGGAAAUAUUUAUCACCUUGUGCCAUGAUUACCAUUUUAACGGCAUCAUUUUAUCAAUUGUUAACCGAAGGCAGUAGUUAUCCCGCUUGGAUAGCAGCCAAAGGUAUGACCGAGAAAAUGGAAUGGCCACAUUGGUGUAUAGUUAUUGCUUUUAUAUUGAUAUUAUCUUCAAUAUUAUGGAUACCUAUUGUGGCUAUAUUAAGAUUAUUCGGCAUUAAGGUGGUAGAAGACUCUGAUCCCGCUUGGUUCCCUGAGGCUGAACUCAAAGAAGUACAUGGCAUUGUACCACAUGAACCCACUGACAUUGAAAGGACAAUAUUUUGUUUCAAUAUGGACGGUACCGAGGGCAUGUGUUGUCCGAAAUAUGGUUUACCUGAGAAAUCUCUAGAGGAAGAAGAUGAAGAGUAAUUGCAAAAGUAAGUGUUCGAUUUUUAAUAAAAUGACAACAAUAACAACAAUUACCUUAGUUAACUUUAAGUUAAUCAAUAGUUUAUAAAACGAAUCUACAUAAAUAUUACACUAUAGGCAAUAUUCGAGAAAGCAAAAACUAAUAGAGACACUACCAAACAAACCCAUGCAUAUUAUUAUUUUAUAUAUAGAAACAUAAAUCUUUGUAAAUACUCCUUAAAUUUAGACAUGAAAUAUUCUUCUGUUAUAUAUUUAUGAUAUGUAUGUAUCUAUCUAUACUAAUUAUAUUUAUUAUAUAAACUUUAUAACAGUGUAUUACAGUUCCAAAUAUGAUUUAUGUUUAAAAAAAAAGUGAAAAAUUCCCAACAAGAAUAAUAUCGCCACCGAUUUUAUUAAGUUUUUUUACAAAUGUUGCAAGUUGUUGUUGAAAUAUAUAUUUUUGAUAACUAGAAAAUUCAGUUAUCAGCUUUCUAUAGAGAGUUAAUAGAACCUUGGAUCUUCUUGUUCAUAUUUGUUUUUUUUAUGAUGUACAGUGGAAUAUAAAAGAAAAGGUGGGAAAUAUAUCUCUAACUUCCAAACGGUUAGUCCGAAGAACAAUGUAGAUAUUACUAUAGACUUAGACAAGACUAGACUAUAGACUAGACUUUGGACUAGACUAUAGACUAGACUAUAGACUA